CACACAGCUUGGGUUUGUAGCAUCCUUGUAGCUCUUCUCAUUUUGCUUUUGCAUAAAAUGCUAUGAAAGAAACCAGAAAUCAGCUGAGAAGCAAGAAUCGAGAUGUGACUUUGUAUAGAGGGAGAACAUGUGGUGAAAGUAGGGACCCGGAGGGGGAAAAACCUUUCAAUUUACAGCCUCUCAGCUGCUCUGUUCUAGCUGAGGAACAAAGGAGGAGGGUGAAAGGAGAAGUUCCCUCUUAAGGUUUUCCAUAGGCUGCCUGGAAAACCUUGGAAGGACAUCAGCCGCGGUCACAUUUCUUCAUGAAUUGGAUUCUUCCAGGAGUUUAGGAUCAUCAUGAGCAUCAUGGCCGAGGUCUGCUGGAGGAAUCAAUCACAGUAGGGUUGUCUUCAAAACACACCUGGCUCGCCUCCAGCAAGAACCAUGUAUCUGACCUCCACCCAAACCCUGACCCCGUUCCCCGCCCCCACUCUCUCCCUCACCACCUUCACUCCUCUUCUCACAGCUUCAGCAGAGCCCAGAGCUGAGCCAGAACACAUAACGUCCAGGACCACCUUCAGCUCCGUCACAUCGUCCACCAACGAGACCAGCCUGAACUCCACACAGCUGCCCAUGGCUUCAGUGGAAGGCGCCGGGAUGGGGAUGGUGCUCGUGCCCUUUGGUAUCAUCACAGUCAUUGGGCUGGCUGUUGUCGUGUUUAUAUACAUCAAGAAAAAGAAAAGGCUGGAGAAACUGAGACACCAGCUGAUGCCCAUGUAUAACUUUGAUCCAGCUGAAGAACAGGAUGAUCUCGAGCAGGAACUCUUGGAUCAUGGACGAGACGGAAGCCCAGGAGGACCAAACUCCAAAACACUGACCACAAGUCAGGGAACAACUCAGAAGCCCAGUCGACUGGUUUUCACUGACGUGGCUGAUGCCAUUAAUGCAUGACCACACUCUCAUGCUGCACAAGAAGAAAGAGGUACAGAAAACUGGACAUCAAGUCACCGGGAUUCAGGAAUAUCUGCAUUAAUAUUUGGUAUGAUAUUGGGUUAAUUGCUGCUUUUGUAGUUAAUAAUUUCUUAAACAAAAGAUAUGACCCCAAGUGUUAAAGCAAUAUCUCACUCCAAAAUGAAAAAUAAGCUGAAACUUGACUCACCCUCAGGCCAUCCAAGAUUUCCAGUUUGUUUUUUCAUGGGAACAGAUUUGGAGAAAUGUAGCAUUGCAUCACUUGUACAUCAAUGGAUGCUCUGCAGUGAAUGGGUGCCGUCAGAAUGAGAGUCCAAACAGCUGAUAAAAACAUCACAGUAAUCCACUCCAGUCCAUCAGUUAAGAUCUUGUGAAGCCAAAAUCUUCAUGUUUGUAAGAAACAAAUCCAUCAAGGCUUUUUAACUUUAAAAAGUCCAUAAUUCAUGAUAUUACUUCGUCCAGUGAAAAAGUCCAUCUCCUAUCCCCACUGACAUAUUUGUUUUGGCUUGUUAAUGGUGAUUGAUCUAUGCGAGUUUUUCACUUCAGAAAGCAAUAUUAUGAACAGAUGACUCAUAUUUGAAAUUACUUGUGGAUAAUUGUGAUGUUUUUAUUAUAAGCUGUUUGGACUCUCAUUCUCAUGGCACCCAUUCACUGAAGACGAUCCAGAGGACUGUUCCUUUAAGAACAUUGUAUUUUUUAAAUUAUGACAAAGAACAUAAACCCAGAAUCUCUGAGUGCAAAUGACAGAAAUUAUUGCAACAAAUACACAGUGAUGAGAAUAUUUUUUAUAUUACACAUUUUAAGGACACUAAAAAAAAAAAGAGAAAAAGGUCUUCACUACUCCAGAAGUCAGCUGGAUCUGUAUUAUUUUCAUUUCUAUUGUAAGACUCACUUAAAACCUCUUGGUUUUUAAAAUAUGCAUAAUGUGACGAUGUACAAAACAAUGAUUUUAGAAACACUGAAUUAGGCUAACUAUGCUUCCGAAUGAUUGAUAAAAAACCUUUUAUUUUUAAGAAGGGAAUCCAAAUACAAUUUUGAACUCCUUUUGUUUGUAAGAACACUGUUAAACACUGUAGCACAAAAGUUCUGUCACAUUGUAUGUGAAUAUGCAUAAAUGAUGAUUUUUUUUCCCUGUGUGUGUGCGGCGCGUGUCUGUCUGUCUGUGGUUGUGUAGAUGAAAUAGCAAAUUGUAACAAUUCUCUGUGCACCACAAACCAGCAGCGGGUCAUUUUAAAGACAUUUUUAUCUUUUGCGACAAUGAAGGACAUAAUAAAAGGAUAUUUACACGA
Carassius auratus (goldfish) is the source of this 2237-nucleotide messenger RNA. RefSeq lists its product as uncharacterized. The transcript has 5 exons. Bases 424 to 930 code for a protein of 168 amino acids. The record is from RefSeq and is a predicted model, not a curated record. Lineage: Eukaryota; Metazoa; Chordata; Actinopteri; Cypriniformes; Cyprinidae.